Brassica oleracea var. oleracea is the source of this 729-nucleotide messenger RNA. RefSeq lists its product as uncharacterized. The transcript has a single exon. NCBI's taxonomy places the organism in Eukaryota, Viridiplantae, Streptophyta, Magnoliopsida, Brassicales, Brassicaceae. The record is from RefSeq and is a predicted model, not a curated record. The annotation marks the transcript as partial.
AUGGAAAUUUUGGCGAUGAAGAAUAAUUUCGAUUACACUGUUAUCAAAUCCACGAGAAAAUGGUGGUAUAUUCGAUGUAAGGAUGCAUUGUGCAACUGGACUGUGCGUGCAGAAGGAAUAGAUGGGUCUACAUAUUUCAUGAUCAACCAAUGUGAUGGAAGACAUUCAUGUGCUCCUUCAAAGAAAAGGAAAUUCGGAAAAACAGCAUCUGCAAGAACAAUUGGGACUCUGAUACAACAUCGAUUUGAUGAUGCAAACGAUGGCCCAAAACCGAAUGACAUCAUUAAAUUUAUGAGAAUGGAGCAUAGUUGUGAGAUUACUUAUUGGCAUGCUUGGGAAGCUCGUGAGUUUGCUAUUGCAGCUGCUAGAGGUAUACCAGAUCGCAAUUACUCUAAAGUACCAGCAUAUUUGCAUAUGAUUAAAGAAGCAAAUCCUGGUACGCAUACUCACUACGAAACUAAUGAGAAGGGAAGAUUCAUGUAUCUAUUUAUGUCAUUUGGGCAAUCAGUUAGAGGAUUCUACAAUGCAAUGCGAAGGGUGAUUGUCGUUGACGGAAGUUUUCUGAAAAAUAAAUACAAAGAGACACUUCUUGUUGCUACUGCUGUAGAUGGUAACUCUAAUUUGUAUCCGAUUGCAUUUGGGGUUGUUGAUUCAGAGAAUGACGAUUCAUGGGGGUGGUUCUUCAGACAGUUGAAAGUGGUUAUUGCUGAUUGUCAAGAUCUAGCUUUU